Brachypodium distachyon (stiff brome) is the source of this 666-nucleotide messenger RNA. Its product is annotated as probable glutathione S-transferase GSTF2. NCBI's taxonomy places the organism in Eukaryota, Viridiplantae, Streptophyta, Magnoliopsida, Poales, Poaceae. Gene Ontology annotation, molecular function: glutathione binding; glutathione transferase activity. The coding region runs from base 22 to 666 and encodes 214 amino acids. The record is from RefSeq and is a predicted model, not a curated record. The transcript is spliced from 3 exons. Gene Ontology annotation, cellular component: cytoplasm.
GUGGUCGGAUUCCUCAAGGAGAUGGCGAUGAAGGUGUAUGGGCUGCCAAUGUCAACCAACGUGGCACGCGUUCUGGUCUGUUUGGAGGAGGUCGGGGCCCAGUAUGAGGUUGUUCCCAUUAACUUUUCCAUUGGUGAGCACAAGAACAUGGAACACACUGCACGCAAUCCAUUUGGUCAAGUCCCGUCAUUUCAGGAUGGUGAUUUAAUUUUGUUUGAAUCACGUGCAAUAUCAAAGUACAUUCUUCGCAAGAACCAAUCUGAACUUGUGAAGGAAGGCGACCUUCCUGACUCGGCCAUGGUCGAUAUGUGGCUAGAUGUGGAAUCCCACCAAUUUGACAGGCCCAUGGCUGUGAUUAUCCACCAAUGCCUGAUAAUUCCCAUGUACCUCGGUGGAGAAAAUGAUGGCAAUGUUGUUGAAGAAAAUGUGGAGAAACUGAAGAAAACAUUUGAAGUGUACGAGGCUCGCUUAUCUAAGUUCAAGUACUUAGCUGGAGAUUUCAUCAGCCUGGCUGAUCUGAGCCAUUUUCCAACUGCAUAUUACUUGUUAGCCACCCCACAUGCCUCGCUGUUGGAUAACUACCCUCAUGUGAAGGUUUGGAUAGCUGACAUAUUGGCUAGGCCGACCGUCAAAAAGGUUGUGGAGAUGAUGAAGGCAACCGCUUAG